Molecule: messenger RNA, 1350 nt
Organism: Amoebophrya sp. A120
Lineage: Eukaryota; Dinophyceae; Syndiniales; Amoebophryaceae
Source: the annotation of a GenBank genome assembly
GCUCAAUUCGACGACAAAGAUGUGUGGAACUACGACACUGUUUCUGUUUGUUUUCGUUUGGUGUUCGAGUUCUGUUUCUUUUCUGCCUCAGAUAGUGUGGUCUGCGACGGUCGAGGACACCGGCGCGUAGACUUGUGCAUUCCAUAUGCAUAUAAAGAACCUUAUUUCUGUGCGAGGUUCAUCUUAUGCACUUGCAGAGACGACGCUUGGCGCUCGCCACUAAAUGCCGGCUGCACAAUCUGAAAAUAUUAAACAUUGUGUGCCGUCCUGCCGUUCUGUGCUGACAAUAAUUCCACGUCUUUUUUUCUUCUUUCACCCACUGGGCCAACGCGGCGAGUAGAAAAUAAACAGAUUUUAGAUUCAUCAAGUUUUUCACAAAAAAGAAAAGAGAUGGGAGAGUCGCUCGGCUUCAUGGCCCCCGGGCUGGUCACCGGGACCACGGUCUUUCUGAUCUUGGGCAUAAUCGGAGCCGUUGUGUCACAAUUGGUCGCACGGGAAACGCAAAACUGCACCAAAUCAGAGGCAAGGAUGAUCGGGGGCUCGGUUGUGGUGAUGUCAACCGUCUGCAUGUGGAUGUUGUACCAAAUUAUGUUAUAAUUUGGCGUUUUGAUUUUGUGCACUCGCGGUAGCAUUUAAAAACCAGAAAAUGUUGCUCCUUCUAUCUACGCAUGUGACACCACUGUUAACUUUUGAAAAUCAAAGUACAAAAAACUAAACAAAUACAUCAGCUGGGCCUUCACGUACAUGCACCAGAUGGUGCCGCUGAUCUAUCCCAUCCACACACCACCAACCACCGGCUAGAAAAAGGGUUUAUUUCGGAAACAGGUAUGAAUUUUUUUGGAGUGUAUUUUCAAGGCUGCUUUAGGGCGGUGUUAUGCAUGUACACAUUUGCAUUUCCAACAUCGAGUUGUGUGUGCGCAUGCUAAGAUUUAAGUUCAAAGCACUCCCGGACGACCCCUCCAUUAUUUUCUUGAAUCAUAAAAAAAAAGGUUGGAAGACGACGCGUUUUGCUUCCCGCUUUUUCGGCGUGGUCGGCGGUAACGACGAAUCGGGUGUCGUGCCUCCUGUUUUGGAAACCUCUUUUUGUUGACAUCAACGGUUGAAUAUGAAUGCAAAAAUGAAUUUCUACGUUCUUACUUCCUACAUUUUAUCUGCUUUUUGAAUCGCUGGCGCUGCUCGUUGCGACAGGACUUGGUACUAUAGAAAGGGCAAAACCUAGUACUCUGGUACGACUUCAGAAUAUAAAUCGUUCGACAGGACGAGUACUACCUUGUGGCCAGACCACGCGGCUCUGCAUCAGAAAAUCAGAAGUCCCAUCGUAAUUGUGCAGCGGAAGUAGAAAAAGACCAU